AAAUCACUAGAAUCGUGUGAUUUUGUUUGCUUAGUUAAAAUACAAAAAUAUUAAAAUACAAAUGUCUGCGGAGAAUAGCGAAAUUGUGCCGGACGCAUUGGAAGAGGCUGGAGCCUUAGAGGCAGAUGUAGGAGCGAGAUUCGAUCAACAACUAGCCGGGAUAGAUCCGAGAUUGAAGAUCGACAUGGAUCCGUUCGCUCAUCGUGAUCUUCGUCCAGAAAUGAUGUUCAUCCGAGAAGAGCUUCGCCAAGCCAAGUGGCAGACACUAGCUGUUCGACGCACCGCCCUAAAAAAGUUGCUCCUGAAAGAUUUCCUUCAGGAGGACUGCGAACUGAAGAAUAUUGGCCUGUCCUACGCACCGCUUGACCCUUGAAUAUAGCCAUUGUAUAUACAUAUAUAUCAAUAAAUAA
Achroia grisella is the source of this 410-nucleotide messenger RNA. RefSeq lists its product as uncharacterized. The record is from RefSeq and is a predicted model, not a curated record. NCBI's taxonomy places the organism in Eukaryota, Metazoa, Arthropoda, Insecta, Lepidoptera, Pyralidae. The transcript has 3 exons. Bases 62 to 373 code for a protein of 103 amino acids.